Molecule: messenger RNA, 1803 nt
Organism: Nicotiana tabacum (common tobacco)
Lineage: Eukaryota; Viridiplantae; Streptophyta; Magnoliopsida; Solanales; Solanaceae
Source: RefSeq, a predicted model, not a curated record
AAGUUUUCAUCUUUUACUUCAAUUCUUCUCAUCUACUCUUUCAAUUCCUCUUUGCUCUAGUGAAAUUUAUUAUUUUUAUGAAAACAAUAAGUUCCAACAGCUAAGCUAAAAUCUGGACAAAUGGGAGUUGAAGAUAACAACACUGAAUAUUCGAGUUUACACGAGGGAGGUUCUCCAAAUGUGAAGAACUACACUAAGGUUUCAUUUAUCCCUCUAACAUUCCUUAUAUUCUAUGGAGUCUCCGGGGGACCUUUUGGCGUUGAAGACACUGUCCGUGCAGCCGGUCCUCUUUUAGCACUACUCGGUUUUCUAAUCUUUCCUUUUAUAUGGAGUAUCCCAGAAUCCUUAAUAACUGCAGAAUUGAGCACAAUGUUUCCUGAAAAUGGAGGUUAUGUUGUUUGGGUUUCGACGACUUUAGGUCCUUAUUGGGGAUUUCAAUUAGGAUGGGUGAAAUGGAUGAGUGGUGUAGUUGAUAAUGCAUUGUACCCAAUUUUGUUUCUAGACUACAUUAAAUCUGCUGUUCCAGCAUUGGCAAAUGGUGUUCCAAGAACGAUCGCGAUCUUAGCUAUAAUUAUAGCACUCACUUAUUUGAAUUACAGAGGUUUAACUUUAGUUGGUUGGGUUGCUACAAUAUUAGGAAUAUUUACUCUCCUUCCUUUUGGAAUUAUGGGACUUAUCGCGCUUCCAAAAUUAGAGCCUUCAAGAUGGUUCGUCGUAGACUUGGAAAAUGUACAAUGGGGAUUGUAUCUAAAUACACUUUUCUGGAAUUUGAACUAUUGGGAUGCAGUUAGUUGUAUGUCAGGAGAAGUAGAGAAUCCUGGGAAAACACUUCCCAAGGCUAUAUUCUAUGCACUUCCCUUAGUUGUCUCUGGCUAUUUUUUUCCUCUUUUAUUUGGCACCGGAGCUGUUCCAUUACAUCGCGAUCUUUGGAGUGAUGGUUAUUUCUCGGAUAUUGCUAAGAUCAUUGGAGGAGUUUGGUUAAGAUUAUGGGUUCAAGGGGCGUCGGCUGUGUCAAAUAUGGGAAUGUUUUUGGCUGAAAUGAGUGGUGAUUCUUUUCAGCUUUUGGGAAUGGCAGAACGAGGGAUGCUACCUGAUUUUUUCGCUAAGAGAUCGCGUUAUGGAACUCCUCUUAUUGGAAUCUUGUUUUCUGCAUCAGGUGUUGUACUUCUGUCCUGGCUUAGUUUUCAAGAGAUUGUGGCUGCAGCCAACUUUCUGUAUUGUUGUGGAAUGAUUGUGGAAUUUAUAGCUUUUGUGAAGUUAAGGAUAAAAUAUCCAGCAGCAUCAAGACCUUAUAGGAUUCCCUUAAGCACAGUUGGUUCAAUUUUAAUGUGUGUGCCACCAACCUUAUUUAUUCUUGUGGUUAUGGCACUAUGUACAUUUAAGGUCAUGAUUGUCAGUUUCUUGGUUAUUCUUGUUGGGAUUAUUUUGCAGCCUUGCCUAGUUUAUUGUGACAAAAAGAAAUGGUUAAGUUUCUCUGUUAGCUCUGAUCUUGUAGAUCUGCAGUCAAGUGGUCAUCUGGUUGGUGAGGCCUAAAGUGGUGAAUGAUAUUUCCCGGCGCAUACUCGGGUAAGUCGGGCCCCUAGGCGGGUACCGGACAACCAGUGGGAAAUCACAAAAAAGAGAAAAAAAAGAGCCUUCUGUUUUCUUGAUGUUAGAAGCAUUGAAUUUGCUGUAUAUUUUCUUUUUUGUUGGUUGUGGGAUAUCUUAGUAUGUUGAGCCCGUGACAAUUGUAAACAUUGAGUGUGCAACUCACUCUGCUUAAUUGGUUUGUAUUCAAGUGUUUGAAUCACUAUCAUUGUGCUA